CUCAAUCCAAAGAGGAGGACCCAAUCCCCCCCAACCACCCAGGAGAUCAUCCAUUGGAGGCCGAGAUGGUGGAGUGGGACCUACAUGCUUUAAAUGUGGUCAGCAAGGUCACUUUGCAAGCAACUGUCCAAGCUCUGGUGGUAAUGCGCCUGCUGCUUCUGGCAGAGGCAGAGGGACACAGACAGGGACGGGGGGCAGCAGACAAACAUCAAAUGGUGCCGUCAUGGGAGAUAAUAAUCCAUCACGAGUGGCAAGGCGUGCGCAAAGCAGCCAAGUGGAUGGGCCAGGGACUGGCACGGGAAGGGGCAGGGGAAGGAACAGAGGAACAUCCACACAGGAAGGCGCUGGCGAAGGUGGUCGAGGGCGGAAAAAAAGGAGGACUUCUGAAGAUGGAUCCUUGAGGAGCUCCGGGAGUGCAUCAACCGUUCAGGUUGUUUGUGAAUGUGGUCAGCCUUGCAUUCUCCUCACUGCCAACACUGAGGCCAACCGUGGCCGCAAGUUUUACAAGAGACUUACACGUUUGGAAGCAUUAAGGGUUCCGCACGUGUUCAGGACCUUGGACGAGGGAGAAGAAAGACGGCUUCGUGCCGAACGUAGAGCCCGUGCUCUAGCAGCAGGACUACAGGAAGCAAACAGAGUAGCAAGAGAGCGGGCAACAGCAGCCAGAGCAGCAGCAAUGGUUAACGGUACCAGCUCUGCUGCGUCAUCGUCUGCGUCCUCGUCAGGGACUAGUGGGACUCAGUUGGGAAUGCCACUGAGUUACACGAGUUCCUCGGGCACUUCCGGUUCAACAGGGUCUAAACAGUCUUCCAGUCAAAUGGCGGGCUCGCAGUUCAGCCUGUUGACCCCACGUGAGAGGGAGCUCAGAGAGAUCCAGCAGGUCGAGAGGCUCCCCCAACAGUUAGAGGAGGAUAUGAAGAAAGCAACCGAUAGAGAAAAAGAGAGAAAAAGUAGAGCGGCCAGACUUGAUACGUUAGAGGCUGACAAGGCUGCGUUAGAGGGAUUGGACGAAUCGAGUUUGUCUGACACCCUGAAAGUGUUGAGGGACAACAUGUUGUCACUGCAUGCGCACGUAGACAGCAGGAUGGACUUCAUGCAAAGCACUUUGGACCAGAUCCUGGAUGCAUUGACAAAGCCAGGAUUCCGGCCACCAGCACAAUCGCGGUUGUCGUUAACAGCGAUGUCAGGCCCCUUUGCCGACGAAGUGGUAACUGCGGCGUCUUACCUUGAGGGUAAGGCAGCCAAGUGGUUAGAUGGUGUAGUUGUGAAGGCCGGGUACGGGAGACGCAUGGCGGAUUGGGCUAAGUCUUUGACUUUAGACCAAUUCAUGGAGAUGGUAGAAGCUCGAUGGCUUAACCCACAGGAGGCUCAAAGAGCCACUGAUGCCAUUAACAAACUGGACCAAUGCAAGUUCAGGUCAGUUAGGGAGCUUACGACUACCGUUGAGAGCCUGAUCCUCGUCCCAGGUAUCAACUACAGCGACCAGUUCCAGUUGAAUACGUUUGUCAGAUGUCUCCCAGAGAACAUGAGGAACUUACUAGCCAGUGAGGCACGCACCGAGUACCACUCGUUUGAGACAUUGUCUAGGAAAGCCUUAGACUUAGAGGCCACGCUAGGCAAUGCUCAACCCACCUCAGGGAAUGACUCAAAGAAGAAGAAGAGUCCUCAGGAGUGGAAGAAGAAGGGGGUGAAGUUGAUGAUGGUUGAGUCUGGCGGGACUCAAACUGAGAUCGAUGAGCACUCUGACCUGAUGGACUACUCAGAGUAUGACGGCGAGGAGGUAGCUGAGGGUAGCACCCUCGCCGCGGCAGUUAAGACUAAGGCGGCAGGCCGAGGGAAGGGCCAGCCUAGAGGUCAAGGAAAGGCCGCCUCCAAUCAGACCAAACAGUAUGUGUCCGAGGCCUUAGAAGACUUAGAAGGCGAGUGGUCAAACAAGGACCCUCGCGAGUAUUGGGUGGCGCUAAAGAAGGGUCCUAGAGGGGAACAUUUCGUAGUGGAAGUGGAUGUAGGAGGCYGCAAAUGUGGAGCCUUCAUAGACAAYRGAUCCACGCGAAAUUACAUAAGUCGCGAUUGUUUGGAAAGGYUGCACCUACAGGACCGGGUACGGCACCUUAGUAGACCAGUAGYAUCUACUUUGGCCAACAAAGAKCGCAUGAUUGUCACAGACUACAUCAAGGACGUAGUCUGUACCUUCUCCUAUGGAGGAGGAGAGCUUAACCAUAAGAUCUCGUUCUUGGUUAGCGACGACUUGCCAUUCGAAAUGUUGUUAGGCAUGUACUACCUCGAAGUUGCUAAGCCCCAGUUCGACUGGGAAAAGAAGAUGCUUAAGCAUAAGUUGCCCGAUGGCCGAACUGUCAGAUUGACUAAGUUCAAGGCCAGCAGUAUUGUAGAUACCUAUGGUUGCUUGUGUGCAUCAGCGUUCUAUAACUACUACAAGCAAAACCAAGAGGAAGGUAUGUAUCUCGUUUAUGUAUCUAGGAAGGGGGAGGCCGUUAAAACACCCCCAAAGAUAGAAAGCGUCGUUGCUAAGUUCCCCGAUCUAUUCGAGGAGCCCUUAGGAGUUGUUGAUAGGGAAGUCGUCCACGCUAUAGAAAUCAUUCCAGGGAGUAAGACCCCAAAGGGAAGGAUCUAUAGGAUGGCCCCUGCCGAGUUAGAUGAACUUCGGAAGCAACUCAAGGAGCUGACAGAGAAGGGAUGGAUUCGGCCUAGUACUUCCCCUUACGGAUCACCCGUGCUAUUCGUACCAAAGAAGGGGGGUACUUUGAGGAUGUGCAUUGACUAUAGAGGCCUCAAUGCCAUCACUUUGAAGAACGCAGAGCCUCUACCUCACAUAGACGACCUAUUGGAUAGGGUGCAGGGAUGCAAGUACUAUACUAAGAUAGACUUGAAAUCCGGAUAUCAUCAGAUCGCAAUAAGACCUGAGGACCAACACAAGACAACUUUUCAGACUAGAUAUGGUCUGUAUGAGUUUGUUGUGAUGCCUUUUGGUCUUUGCAAUGCGCCGGGUACAUUCCAACACGCUAUGAAUCGGAUCUUCCAUGACCAUUUAGAUAAGUUUGUCGUAGUCUAUCUAGACGACAUUCUGAUCUUUAGUAAGUCUGCCGAGGAGCACGCACAGCAUGUUGAGACAGUUCUCUCACUCCUGCAACAGCACAAGUAUAAGGUCAACUUAGAGAAGUGCGAGUUUGGCCGCACUAAGAUACUAUACUUGGGUCAUGAAGUAUUCCCGGAGGGGAUUAGGCCGGAAGAUGCGAAGGUGGCUAGUAUUCGAGACUGGCCACGACCUCAGACAGUCACUGAGGUUAGAUCAUUCUUAGGAAUGUGCAGCUACUAUAGGAACUUCGUUAAGAACUAUUCUACAGUCGCCUCUCCUUUGAUUGAUCUAACUCGACUUGACACACCGUGGGACUGGAGUGACGAGUGCGAGGGUGCUGUCAAGAAAUUGAAGCAUGCACUCAUGAAUCAUGAAGUUCUCAUGGUUCCCGAUCCGCAAAAGCCAUUCAUAGUGACCACUGACGCAAGCCAAUACGCCAUUGGCGCAGUGCUGGCUCAGCAGGAUGGGAAAAAGUUGAGACCGAUUGAGUACAUGAGUAAGAAGAUGCCAUCGAAGAAGUUGGCUAAGUCCACCUACGAAAGGGAACUCUAUGCUCUCUACAAGGCACUUGUCCAUUGGAGACACUUCCUUCUAGGAAGAGUAGACUACCUAGGUGCGCUAGUUUCUGAAUUUGGCGUAUCUAAUGAAGUAACUCAAUCAUUGGUGAGAGCCUAUCAGGAAGACCCUGUCACGAUGGACAUCAUCCGCAAACUUCAGGCAAAAGACAAGGCCACAGAAAGUGAGUUUGCGAUUGUGGAUGGGCUAAUCUAUCUUGAUAAGGCCGGAGUAAAGAGAUUGGUAGUUCCAUCUAGUGAACAGUUGCGUAGUUUAUUUUUAGGAGAAUGUCAUGACGCAACUGGGCACUUUGGCUACAAGAAGACGAGUGCUAACUUAGUACAGCGAUUUUGGUGGCCCAGAAUGUUAGAUGACACAAAGAAGUAUGUUGAGACCUGUCAGGUCUAUCAGCGGGACAAGCCGCGACCUCAAGGACCGCUUGGGCUAUUGAAGUCGUUACCUAUUCCUGAUGGUCCAGGAUUGAGUGUUUCCAUGGAUUUCAUGGACACUCUUGUGACCAGCAAGAGUGGUAAGAGGCACAUGUUCGUCAUCAUUGACCGAUUCACCAAGUACGCUAGACUAAUACCAAUGCCAGAGACAGCCAGGACAGAAUACGUCAUCAAGUUGUUCAAGGACAACUGGGUAAGGGACUUUGGUUUACCAAAGACCAUCAUUAGUGACCGAAACGUCCGAUUUACAAGUGAGCUGUGGAAGAAGACUGUGGAACAGAUGGGCAGUCAACUUCAAAUGACUUCAGGGAAUCAUCCCGAAGCCAACGGACAAGCCGAACAGAUGAAUAGAGUUGUACAGCACUUGCUGAGGUAUUACAUCAAGCCCAGCCAGGAUGACUGGGAUGAGCAGUUACCUCUCAUCGCCAGCCUGUACAACAAUGCUAUACAUAGCAGUACCGGCGUUAGUCCUAACCAGCUGCACUUAGGAUGGAAGCCUAGAUCUGCAUUAGACUUUCUCCUACCUGAAAACCGACCUGCUGCAACUCCAGGCACUCUUGAAUACGGUGUGCAAUAUGAGAAGUUGCUGCAAGAGGCUGUUGAACAUAUGAAGAAGGCUCAGCAAGCCAUGAUUGCUUCUGAGAAUCAACAUCGCAGGCAGUCCACAUUUCAGGUAGGGGAACGUGUCUGGGUCAAGGCUAGUGAGUUAGGACAGGAAUUCGGAAUAUCUCGCAAACUAAUGCCUCAGUACUUYGGUCCCUGGGAAGUCUUGGAUGUAGUGGGAGAUGAAAUGGAUGGUCCUACGUGGGAGGACGCAGUGACUGGCCUGGGCUCAGGCAGCAGCAGCAAUCAACGGACGCAAACUCAACAAAGGCGAUCGUCCACCGGCUCGCAAUCCGGCAGUAUAGCAGGUAGCCAAUCUGAACAUGGAGAUGGCAGUCCCAUGAGAGGACGAGGAAGAGGCAGAGGCAGAGGCAGAGGCUCCAGUACAAGCAUCUCUCAACCGGGACGAUUUGUGUUUGCCACUGGCGAAUCUGCGGCACCGAAUACGUGUUAUGCAUGUGGCCAAGAGGGUCAUUGGGCCAACAAUUGCCCCAACCGAGGAUAACCCCACCACGUGUCGUUGUAUCUCAUUUCUUUCUCUUGUCUUUAUGUUAUGUUUUUUUAACUUCUUUCCAAUGCCACCCUUGUCAAGCAGGAAGUUAGCACCUCCCAAUGUGAAUAUUUCAUGCGGAUUUUUGUUGAGGAUGAAUUACAAAUAUCCUUGCACAGGAGUAUUCGAGUACAUCGACACGAAAUCAUUCCGGCUUUUCAAUUGGAGUGAAAAAGGAGACAGACAACGAAACUGCUCAGUAAACUGUAGGCAAAGAG
This is a messenger RNA of Chara braunii, 5469 nucleotides long. The record is from the annotation of a GenBank genome assembly. Lineage: Eukaryota; Viridiplantae; Streptophyta; Charophyceae; Charales; Characeae.